This is a messenger RNA of Sturnus vulgaris (Common starling), 4383 nucleotides long. RefSeq names its product proline and serine rich 1 (gene PROSER1). Lineage: Eukaryota; Metazoa; Chordata; Aves; Passeriformes; Sturnidae. The record is from RefSeq and is a predicted model, not a curated record.
UUUCCUGUAUGCUCAAAGACACUUAGGAUUUUUUUUUUUUAUCACUAGUAUUAUUUCCUCCACGUUUAAGCGUCGGCAUUGCAUGCAGUAGUCAAGAUGGAUAAGAAAUCAUUUGAAACCGUGCUGGAUGAAAUUAGGAAGGCUGUACUGACUGAGUACAAAUUAAAAGCUAUUGAAUAUGUUCAUGGAUACUUUUCCAGUGAACAGGUUGUUGAAUUACUGAGAUACUUCUCCUGGGCAGAACCACAGCUUAAGGCAAUAAAGGCUUUACAACAUAAAAUAGUGGCAGUUCCAGCAUCAAAAAUGGUUAAUAUUCUCAACUGCUUCACAUUCAGUAAAGAUAAACUUAUUGCCCUUGAAAUCUUAGCUUCCAACAUUGUUGAUGCUCAGAAUUAUCGCCUUAUUGAAGAUCUGUUCAGAAUUAAUAUGUCAGAGAAGAAAAGAUGCAGAAGAAUUCUCGAACAGGCUUCAAAAGCAGGUUGUAAGGCUCCUCAUGCUAUGAUAUCAUCCUGUGGCAUGAUUCCUGGUAAUCCUUAUCCCAAGGGCAAACCCAGCCGCAUAAAUGGAAUUUUCCCAGGAACCCCUAUCAAAAAGGACACAGAAGAAUGUACUAAUGAAGGAAAGGGAAUAGCAGCCCGUAUACUUGGACCAUCCAAACCAGCUCCAUCAACGUACAAUCCACACAAACCAGUUCCAUACCCCAUCCCACCAUGUCGGCCACAUGCAACUAUUGCACCAAGUGCUUACAACAAUGCUGGCUUAGUUCCAAUGGCCAAUGUCAUAGCUCCAGGCUUACCAGCUCCUCCACCAUACACUGCUAAUCAAGUGGUAUCAGAAAAUGAGGACCUUUCCACCCAGGCAAAACCUUCCCAAAAUCAAGCUUUUUCUGCACAAGCGAAUCAGCUCUUUACUCCUCAUGGUUCUAAUCCUUCAACACCUGCUGCUACUCCAGUCCCUACCCCAUCACCUGUCAAGGCAAUAAGCCAUCCAUUAGCACCUGCAACUCCACUCAUCUCUGGGAUGAACAUGUCUACUACCCCUGUCCUUCCUGUUUUCCCUGGACAGGUCUCCUCUUCCAUCCAUACAUCUCAGCCAUCCACCCCAACCCCUACUGUCAUCAAAUCCCUUUCAUUGCCUGGUGUUCCUGUCACAUCUGUUCACAGUGCAACCUCUACCCCUAUCCCCUCAGUUUUCUCUGGGCUGGCUUCUAUCCCUGCUGCUAUGCCUGCUCCACAAGGUUCUUCCACUCCAUGUGCCACACCUGCACCCACUGAAGCUUUUGCAUCUGCUGCUACUCCAUUUACUGGCCUCCCGUUCUCUGCAACCUCUUCAGUUGCUUCUGCUAAUAAUCCUGCUCCAUUGUCAUCAGUCUUUGCUGGCCUCCCUUUGUCCUUGCCGCCCAAUGCCCAGGGGAUUUCUAGUCCUGUUCCAUCUACGAUUGCUAAUUCUCCUGCCACUACCAUUCCUGGCUCGCUUAGCUUGCCUAACCCAAUUUUAUCUGUCUUAAAGGGAUUUCUGACAUCAAAUGACACUUCAUUAAUCAAUUCAUCUGCUUUACCUUCUGCUGUGACAAGUGAGCUUGCUUCUUUAUCUGCUCUUGCUAAUCAAAGCUCUGACCCUCCCACUUCCUCUGUCAACAAAUGUUACACUCCAUCAGCCACCCCGAACACACAGCGUUCCUCUACACCUGGGCUGGCUAUUUUUCCAGGUCUUCCAUCCCCAUCUGUGGCCAAUUCUAGUUCCACUCCUCCCACAUUGCCUGCACAAUCACCUUUAACCACUUCGCCAUCGAUUAUGCCAGUCAACUGUGGCUCAUCAGCCUCCCUCUUGCAUGGCACAAGUCCUACUAAUCCCGACCAGCAGCUGUCAUCAGCCCCAGCUGUCACAAGUAUCCCAGUACUGGUCAAAACAGAACCCAUGAGUCCUACCCUGUCGGCCUUCAAAGGUCCUUCCCAUUCAGCCAGCCCUUCUCAUGGCACUCUGGGACUGUCAGGGCUCGGGCGUGCUUACACCUCAGCAGCUUCAGUGCCCGUCAGCUUACCCAGUUCCCUGAAUCCAGCACUCUCAGGGCUCUCCUCUUUGAGUGCUCCUCUGAACAACUCCAGUUCUCUGGCUUCCAUUUCCCUCGCCCCACAUGGCUCCUCUGCUCCCAUUGCCCCCGUGUUCAAUGGACUUCCUCCUUUCACGUCUCUAACCAGUAACUUUGCUUUUACUGGUAACCCAGCGCUGACCCCUCCCGUCACUCUCCCAGGGUCUCUGUUGGCCACUGCGGCUACAAGCGCUUCAGCCGUGUCCGCCCCCCAUGUGAGUUCCACUGCCGCCGUACUCUCAGGACUCGCCGCCUCCGCAACAGUCUCCGCUCCACCCUUCUCGCUUAACUUGUCCAGUGCUGUCCCUUCCCUUUUUUCCGUUGCCCAGGGACCUCUGGGAUCAUCAAACCCAUCCUUCCCUGGUUUUCCUGUCUCUAACACACCCUCUGUCACUCCUGCUCUCCCUUCUUUCCCUGGCCUCCAGGCAUCUUCUGCAGUAGCAGCAGUUGCACCGUUGCCGGCAGCUGCCACAGCCCCAUCUCCAGCCCCGGUCCUGCCAGGGUUUGCCUCGGCCUUUAGCUCAAACUUCAACUCUGCACUUGUGGCACAGGCUGGCUUGACUUCUGGACUACAGACACCAGGAAAUGCAGUUUUUCCUGGUCUUUUAUCUCUCCCUGGUAUCCCUGGCUUUCCCCAAAGUGCCGCACAAUCUUCCUUACAGGAGUUGCAGCACAGUGCAGCUGCACAGUCAGCGCUACUACAGGCGCAUUCUGCUUCUGCUCUGGAGAACUAUACAGCUCAGCCUGAAGGUUUUGCUAACUAUCCAUCAACUCCAGGAACACCAUUUUCAUUGCAGACAAGUCUGCCCCAGAGUGGAUGGCAGUAAAUACCAGGCAUUUCUAAAGACUGCAGCGUUUGCUUGACAGAGCCUGAUCCUAUUCACUUUGAAGGCUGUCUCUGCGGUAGUGGGAGCAUGGUCUAAGCUGGGGAAAGAAAGGGAAAACAUAAGGGUAAACGUUUCCAGGAGGCUGUGUCAGAUGUCUAUUUGUGAAUUCCAUUCGAUUUGAUUCAGGGUCUGAUCCUGUGAAUUGCUGACCAUCCUUGACUUUCCUUUAAUUUUAAGAGUUCAAGGUUUGGUGUCUUACAGGAUCAGGAAUAUUCAAACAGAUGUUUGUGUAAAUAGGGCAAUUGACUGUCAAACUGAAUAGGGAGACCAAGUAUACUUAAUAGUGUGAAUAAGCACCUAUCCUUCUGUUUUGUUUUGUAUGGUAUAUGUGGUUAAUAUAGACUAAGAUCUAGACUGAAACUAGACAUUUAAAGCUGUAGACGACCUUUUGUCUAGAAGCACACUUCUUGUGUGUGCACAAAUCAAGGUCAGUUUAUGGUUUUUCAGAUGUUUUCUUCCUAUGUAUGAGGAUCUCCUGUUAGCAUCAGCAGUAUGUUAAGGAGAGGGUAGGUCAGAGGUAUGUGGGGGUUUUCUUAUGCUUCAAAAUAUUGUCAUGGGCUGCUGAAUUGAGUACUCCUUUGUCUGAACAAGAAAGCUAGAAAUGAUGCUGUACUGUAUUUGGGUAGGAGUGGAUUAUGUUUUACUGGAGUAUGGUUUAGCUAGCUGAGAAUAUGUCUUUCCAAAGUACAUAAAAAUAUUUUAACUUGCCUCUAUAAUAACGUUCCAUAAUAUUCUCCUUGCCCCCAGCACCCCUCUGAAUGACAUAAUUGUACUGCGGAUAGGCUGCCUAUCUGGCACUUUUGACUGCAGACUUAUGUGAAUGUUUACAGACAUGGGCCAAGUUCUUCUCUCCCUUAUACUCAUAAGCAAACUGGUUCUCUAUAUGCUUUUCAACUAUAAACUACAACUUGAUGGUGCUUAUCUUAUCCUGUGAAUAUAAGUGGGAGCAGAAUUUGGACCAUGGAUUUUUUUAGUAUUUUUCCUUGGAAAACAUACAUGAUUUUAAAGGCAUAUAACUAAAUUAACUGUUACAAUGCAGCAUAUAGAAAGGUCUUGCUUUGUUAGUGAAAUUGAGUUGUGCACUCUUCUAAUAAUGUUAGUAUCUGUGGCAAUGUGUAACACAUCAUUGAAUAUCAUCUGUUUAAGAUAUGGUCUUGAUCAUGGUCUAGAAACAGUAGAGAUGAAUGAUAUUCAAUCAUGUGAUUAAAUUAAAAUGUAGAGAUACUACACUGUAGAAAUGUUCUGCACCUAGAGUUUUACUUUUUUAAAGAUUGAUUCUGCUGGGAGAUGUUGCUAAUGUAUUUUCUUUCAAGAUGUGAACAAACUUUUUUAGAACAUUAAUGGAAAUUGCUGUAUUGGUUUUUAACAUAAUUUUUUAAAAUAAAAAGUUUACAGUCAUGGCAAAAA